Molecule: messenger RNA, 2518 nt
Organism: Anolis carolinensis (green anole)
Lineage: Eukaryota; Metazoa; Chordata; Lepidosauria; Squamata; Anolidae
Gene: ptpn9
Product: protein tyrosine phosphatase non-receptor type 9
Exons: 13
Coding region: 764-2518 (584 amino acids)
Biological process (GO): protein dephosphorylation
Molecular function (GO): protein tyrosine phosphatase activity
Source: RefSeq, a predicted model, not a curated record
CCCCUUCCUCCUUGAAUGAGUCUCCCAGUUGUGAAUGGAGGCAGGCGGAGGGGGGCGUGGCUUGGGCGCGGAGGGGGGCGUGGCCUAAUGCCCGGGCCUGGCGUCGCCCUGCUUUGCAGGAAUUUGCACAAAAAAAAAAAACCAGGGGAGCCAGGAAUUUGCAAAGAGGGCUGGCUUCCUGUCGCCCCCUCGGAAGGGGGAAAAAGGCCAGGGGAAGAUUAUGCUCGCCUGGAUCCAUCCCUGGGGGACACUCUCUGGCCCUUUUUGGCCUCCAAAGCGGGAAAGUGGGGGGAUUUCCCACCCUUUUCCUAUUCUUUUGCAAUAUUUCAGCAGAUUCCUCUGAUUUGCAGCAUGCCUUGGGCAGAUUUUGCAUUUUAUUUUAUUGCAAAAACACCCAAAACUUUGGGAGAAAGAACCUUAAUCCUUAAUAAUAAUAAUAAUUUUUAUUAAUAAUAAUUUGCAAAAAAUUUUAAAUAUUUUUGCAAUUUUUAUUUCCCCCUCCUCUUGUCUUUCUUUAUAUAGAUUAUUUAUUCGUUUUUUUUUUUAAAAAAAAGAAUAUCCUCAAGAAAUGUUUUUUUUUCCCCCACCCCAAUGUAAAGAUUUAAAGGGACAGUGUUUUGUUUUGUUUUUCUGAAAAGAAGCGUUUAAGGCUUGGUUUUGGCUCCUGCAGAAAGUGGGAAGAAGAAUUAGAAGCAACUCAAAAAAAGAGAAUAUUUUGGGUUCAAAGUGUUUGGGAAACUUCAAUCCGGAUUGAAGGGGAGAAAUGGCUGCAGAAUUGAGCCCAGAGGAAGAGCAGGCCACCAAGCAGUUUUUGGAGGAGAUCAACAAGUGGACGGUGCAAUACAAUGUCUCUCCGCUCUCCUGGAACGUGGCCGUCAAGUUCCUCAUGGCCCGGAAGUUCGACGUCCUCCGAGCCAUCGAGCUUUUCCAUUCCUAUCGGGAAACCCGGCUGAAGGAAGGGAUCGUGAAGUUGAAGCCCCACGAGGAGCCCCUCCGGUCGGAGCUGCUGAGCGGCAAGUUCACCAUCCUGAGCGCGAGAGACCCGUCGGGCGCCUCGAUUGCCCUUUUCACCGCCAAGUUGCACCACCCCAACAAGAGUGUCCAGCAUGUGGUGCUCCAAGCGCUCUUCUACUUGCUGGACAGGGCCGUGGAGAGCUUCGAAACCCAACGGAACGGCCUGGUGUUUAUAUACGACAUGGCGGGGUCCCAUUAUACCAACUUCGAACUCGAUCUCAGCAAAAAGAUCCUCAAUUUACUGAAGGGAGCGUUUCCGGCUCGCUUGAAGAAGGUCUUCAUUGUGGGCGCACCGAUGUGGUUCCGGGUCCCUUACUCCAUCAUCAGCCUGUUGCUCAAAGAGAAACUCCGGGAAAGGGUCCAGAUGGUGAAGAUGUCGGAGCUGAAGGAGCACCUUCCACAGGAGUGUCUCCCGGAGUACCUGGGCGGAUCCCUCAAGCUGGACCCGGUCAGCUGGAACGGGCGGUUCCUCCCGCAGCAGAACGGCCACCCGGACCCGCUGGACGAGCUGAUCCUGGUGCCCUUGGUCUCCCCCCGGGACAACGGCUCGGUCCACGUCCCGGGGCCCCGGGGGAUGACGGUGCAGGAGGUGCUGGAACACGUCGACCAGAAGCAGAAGCGCGGGCUGUACGAGGAGUACGAGGGCAUCCGCAGGAGGAGCCCCGCCGGCACCUUCGCCUGCUCCUUAGCUCCCUUUAACCAGGAGAAGAACCGAUACGGCGACGUCCCCUGCCUUGACCAGACCAGAGUGAAAUUGUCCAAACAGUUCAACUACCAGGAGUUAACUGACUACAUCAACGCCAGUUUCAUGGAUGGCUACAAACAGAGGAACGCUUACAUUGGAACCCAAGGGCCACUAGAAAACACCUACAGUGACUUCUGGCGCAUGGUGUGGGAGCAGAACGUCUUGGUGAUUGUCAUGACCACAAGACUCGAAGAAGGUGGCCGGAGGAAGUGUGGCCAGUACUGGCCCUUGGAGAAGGACUUUCAGUGCUGCUACGGGACGCUGACCGUCACCAAUUUGGGCGUGGAGAACCUCAACCAUUACAAGAAGACCGCGUUGGAGAUUUACCAUUGCGAGACCCGCGAGCGGCGCCUGGUGACCCACUUCCAGUUCGUCAGCUGGCCCGACUACGGGGUCCCUUCCUCGGCGGCCACGCUCAUCGACUUCCUGGGGGCGGUCAAGCAUCAGCAGAGAGUGGCGGUCAGUGCCCUGGGACCACGAUACAAAGGGCAUCCGGGCGGGCCGCCCAUCGUGGUGCAUUGCAGCGCUGGGAUCGGCCGGACGGGUACGUUCUGCGCCCUGGACAUCUGCCUCUCGCAGCUGCACGACGUGGGCACGCUGAACGUCUUCCAGACGGUGGUGCGGAUGAGGACGCAGCGCGCCUUCAGCAUCCAGACCCCCGAGCAGUACUACUUCUGCUACAUGGCCGUCAUCGAGUACGCCCAGCGGGAGGGCCUCCUCCCCGCCUCCCGCUCGUGGCCCGGCGGAGAGAGGAGCUAA